Molecule: messenger RNA, 2671 nt
Organism: Stylophora pistillata
Lineage: Eukaryota; Metazoa; Cnidaria; Anthozoa; Scleractinia; Pocilloporidae
Product: alpha-1,6-mannosylglycoprotein 6-beta-N-acetylglucosaminyltransferase A
Biological process (GO): protein N-linked glycosylation
Cellular component (GO): Golgi apparatus
Molecular function (GO): alpha-1,6-mannosylglycoprotein 6-beta-N-acetylglucosaminyltransferase activity
Source: RefSeq, a predicted model, not a curated record
GUAGCAAGGCUGAACCUGCCCUUUCAAUGUGACACACGAUUUUCUACACGUUUCAUACAUUCUCGAGGAUGUUAUGGCCGCCUCGCAGGCGAUGUGGCAGGUUAUUCCUUGUUUUCGCGAUGAUAGUGUCCAUUCUCAUCACGUUCCUGAAUUACAAUGUCCUCAAGGAACUGCCUAUGAACUCGGAUUCGCCGAGGGGAAGAACUGUUACAGAUAAGUGGAAAAACAGAGAUGUUGAAGAAAGAGUACAUAGACUUGAAGAGCACAUCUUUGGUAAAGAAAAGCCUGGGGAAGAAGAAUGCCAGGUUCCACAUGACUGGUUGUUUCCAUUUUGUGAAUCAAAAAUUCAAUUUAUGCAGCAACUCUGGGGAACAAAUGCAGAAUGCUAUGUUAAAAGACACAAACUGAAACCAGAGAACCUUUGCUCUGUCAUUAUUUACCUUAGUGAGGUUGAAAGAUUUUGUCCAUUGCUGCCAUGGCGGCGGAAAAACAAUACAAGAACCAAAGAACCCAAGCUCGCAGAAAUGAGGUUUGAGUUACAUCAAGCAUUCAUAGACACCCUGAAUAAGUUGAAUUUGCGGUGGAUGCGAGACCGUAUCACAAGAAUGUGGCCUCAGUGGGCGGCAGCAGCUAAACGAUUUGCAGCAGAGGGAUCGCUACGCAGGAAACAUCACCUAAAAAAGAUUUUUAUUUUCUUCGGCACGUAUGCUUUUCAACCCAUUUGGUUGGAUAUGGCUUACACUGGGGCACCUCUGGGGGAGAUGGUGCAGUGGAGCGAUCUGAUAGCUGCGUUGUAUAUUUUGGGACAUGAUGUGACACUCUCCGUCAACUCUACCACGUACCAGGGUUAUCUGUCUCCUCCAAAGUCACGGGGUUGUUCUGACGUGUUUGAACCUGAGUUUGACCUGAUUUAUACAGAUUACAAUGGAUUGUCCUACAUGAGGAGCCACAUCGUUCCAAACAUGUCGCCUUAUCUAUGUCGAGUGAGAAUUCUUGACUCCUUUGGAACGGAAGCACAGUUUAACUAUGGAGCAUAUGGAGUGGCGAUACCUGGCGAGAAGACAAUGUGGGGGCGAGCUGAUGUCAAUCUGCGGCAGAUCAUGACAAUGUUUCCUCAUAGUCCAGAUAACUUGUUCUUGGGCUUCGUGGUUAGUGAACCUAUUCCAGAAGACGCUAAACCAAUGAAGAAGAAACCGAUUGGACUAGUUUAUGGGAAAGACGUUGAAUUCUGGAAGGGAAAAAGGGAAUACCUUGACACGUUACAUAAAUAUUUGGAGAUACAUGGAACGUACUUUGGGAUGUCGGAAAAAGAGAUUAAAGAAAAUGUUCCUGAGUACGUGUUAGCACAUGGUAUUCUUAGUAAACCCGACUUGGAAAAACUUUUACAGGAAACUAAGGUAUUCAUAGGUCUUGGAUUUCCGUAUGAAGGCCCUGCACCACUGGAGGCAAUAGCACAAGGCUGUAUCUUUCUAAAUGCCAAGUUUGACCCUCCGCAUAAUCGCCUCAACACAGAAUUCUUCAAGUUCAAACCAACACUCAGAAACAUUACAUCACAGCAUCCUUACGCCGAAGUCUUCAUCGGAAAGCCGCACGUGUUCACUGUUGAUAUUUCUAAUCUUUCACUUGUAGAAGAGGCUGUGAAGGAGAUCUUAAAAAUUGAGGUCAAGCCAUACCUUCCUCGUGAAUGGACGCAUAAAGGCAUGCUGGAACGUGUGAAUGCUUUCACAGAAUAUCAUAACUUUUGCGAGCAUAUCGAGCGGUGGCCCCCAUUAUCAGAAAUGACGCUAGUGAUGGGUGCUGCAGGGAAAUCGUGUGUUGAGGUCUGCAAAGAACGUGAACUACUGUGCGAACCGACCUUCUUUGUAGACGUAAACACUGAAGAAGACCUUAAAAGAUUUGGAAUGAAGUGUACCCAUGUGGAGACCAAAGAGUCACUGAUAGCUCCAAGCUACGAUGUGUCAACCCUAACGUGCACGCUGCAGGAACAGCCUGUUCUGUUCGCAUGCGUAGCUAAAGAACCUUCUGCCAGACGCCUCUGUCCGUGCAGAGAUUUUCAAACACAACAGGUGACGUUUUGCAAAAAGUGCCAUUAGUAACUGACAUAAAACAGACCACUGCAUCUUCUAACUUGCUCAACAAGUGUUUUGAGAUGGUAGUCAGAAGAAGUGAACUCCGUUCUCCAUCCGAUUGGAAUUAUGAACAUGGUGUUUGUGAACGUAGUUUUGGAGUUGGCCAAGUGGUAUGGGCCAUGGAGGAUAGAGGCUGAUAUCCGUGAAUUUACCCCCUGGGGUAAACUGACCCUGGAAGUAGAAAAGCACAACUACUAUUAAUACAAGGUCCUCAGCGGCUGAAAAUCUCUGUCUUAAACAUUCGAGAACAGACUAUAUAUAUAUAUAUGUAUAUAUAUAAAAUUUUUUUUAAGACUGGGCUCAAGGAUUUGGAAAAUUAUUUCCAUCUGUCUUCUUUCUCUACCUAAGUGAAUAUUUAAAAGAGUGUUACAUAGACGGCUGCGGAACAUUUUGAUUCAAGAGGAAACUUAUGUUGACGUCCAUACUUUAAUUGAUAAAUUUAGAAAACUAUAAUCUUUUUUAUUUCAUUUGUUGUUGUUUCUCAGCCUAUAAUUUUAUUCCAGUUGUAGUAUGUAAUACUCAAUUGGCUUAUUUAUAACUUA